This is a messenger RNA of Arabidopsis lyrata subsp. lyrata, 684 nucleotides long. Its product is annotated as protein EFFECTOR OF TRANSCRIPTION 3. Gene Ontology annotation, molecular function: DNA binding. The record is from RefSeq and is a predicted model, not a curated record. Bases 79 to 684 code for a protein of 201 amino acids. Gene Ontology annotation, biological process: regulation of DNA-templated transcription. The transcript is spliced from 3 exons. NCBI's taxonomy places the organism in Eukaryota, Viridiplantae, Streptophyta, Magnoliopsida, Brassicales, Brassicaceae.
CUCCAAUUGUGAUUGCAUCACAUUCUUUCUUCAUUAAGUUUUCCACAAUACGUUUGCUCUGUUUUCUUUUGUUUGACAAUGUCGUUUGGUCUAUUAUCGAAGAUGGCUACGUUAAAGACUAACCAUAUACGACACACAAUCAGUGGCAUGCAAAAAAUCACAACCAUUAUGCCAGUGAUAAGUCAAGUGUUGAACAAUAGGUUGAUCGGAAGAGAAUUCAGUUCCGUCGCCGUCGUCCCCACUAUGUUCAAGAGAGAAGACUACAAGAGGACUAUAUACGACGCCAUUUUCUCCGAUUGGAAGAUUCUUACAAGGCCCAAUGAUUGGAACGACUUCAAGAAUGGAAAAGAAGGUGUCCGUAGAUACAGACAUGAGGACUUACCCCCUAUAUAUCGUACGGGUCUAUAUGAGCUAGGCGUAGCAGUCAUCGGUCAAGACGACCUAGGCCAAAAGUUUGAUCCUGAUAAUGUUGUUCCUACAUAUCUAGGACAAAGUGUAGACAUGAAAUCAAGACUCCAGGAUUAUGGAAGAUGCGGUGGUCAUUUGCCCGCAAGUUUAUUCGAAGACCUAUCCUCGAAAGAAUUCUGCAUUUUAUUUAGAUAUGCUAUGAUGAGAUCUAAAUGGGAAGCUGCUGCAAUAGAAGGGAUGAUUUUGAGUACAAUUGAUUAUCCGUGGAACUGUUGA